Molecule: messenger RNA, 2826 nt
Organism: Chinchilla lanigera (long-tailed chinchilla)
Lineage: Eukaryota; Metazoa; Chordata; Mammalia; Rodentia; Chinchillidae
Product: vomeronasal type-2 receptor 116-like
Exons: 9
Coding region: 1-2826 (941 amino acids)
Biological process (GO): G protein-coupled receptor signaling pathway; regulation of DNA-templated transcription
Cellular component (GO): membrane
Molecular function (GO): G protein-coupled receptor activity
Source: RefSeq, a predicted model, not a curated record
AUGCUCCCUUUGAGUUUUACCAUCUUCCUCCUGCAGCCUGCCCUCUUAACUUGCUAUGUCGCUGAUGAUGACUGUCUCCACAGCAGGAGUACCAGUGUGCACAAGGACGGAGAUGUAGUAGUUGGGGGAUUUUUCUCUCUUUAUACCUACAUCUAUUUCAGUGAAGCCACUGACAUGAAGCCCAGCAAGGACUUGCUUAUCCAGCAGCUUGUGCCCACCAACUACCAGAAUGCUCUAGCCUUCAUUUAUGCCAUUGAAGAGAUCAACACGAAUCCUCAACUUCUACCCAACACAUCUCUAGGGUAUGAGUUCCAUAACUUACUGUAUAAUCAUUGGAGGCUAUUGGAGAGUUUCUUCAUUUUGCACACAGGACAGGAUGUGAUCCCCAACUAUACCUGUGGGAGAGAAAGCAAGUCUGUAGCUUUAAUAACAGGAACAUCAUGGGCCAACAGUGCUCAAACUGGAAUGCUACUAGAACUCUACAAAUUUCCACAGCUUACCUUUGACUCUUUUGAUCCUAUGUUUAAUGAAAAUGGCCAGUUUCCUUCCCUCUAUCAGACUGCCCCAAAGGACACAUCACUGGCCAUUGGCAUGGCUUCCUUGCUUCUUCAUUUCAGCUGGACCUGGGUAGGACUCAUCAUUACAGAUGGUAAGAAAGGUGUGCAGUUUCUCUCAGACGUGAGAGAAGAGAUGGACAGGAAUGGAGUCUGUGUGGCAUUUGUUAAAAUUCUCACAAAUGUUCUUGUGUCCUAUGUCUCAAUGACACAACACCACGAUUUCAUCACCAGGGAAUCAUCUCCGGUAAAUGUAGUUAUCAUUUACUAUGAUACUGAGAGUCUCAAUACUGUAAACCAUUACAUCGGGCUGCAUUUAGUGACAUGGAGAGUCUGGAUCACAAAUUCACAAUGGCAUGCUGACACGACUGGGAGAAACUUCAUAUUUGAUUCUUUCCACGGAACUCUCAUAUUUUCACAACACCAUGGGGAGAUUUCGGGUUUUCAGACUUUUGUGCAGACAGUUAACCCCUCCAAAUACCCAGAAGAUACUUUCCUCACUCUGUAUUGGUUCCAGAAUUUCCACUGCUCGUUAUCAGAUUCUGACUGUACGGUGAAGGACUGUGCACCUAAUGCCUCUCUGGAAUGGCUGCCUGUGAAUCGCUUUGACACAGCCUUGAGUGAUGGGAGUUACAACACAUACAAUGCUGUGUAUGCCGUGGCCCAUGCCCUCCAAGAGAUGCUCCUUCAGCAAGCUGAAAUGAAACCAGUGAGAAAUAGGGACUCGACGGAGCUUUCCCCCUGGCAGCUGCACCCCUUUCUGAAGAAAUUGCAGUUUAAUAAUCCUGCUGGAGACCAAGUAAAUUUAGAUAAUAAAAAUAAAAUGGAUGUAAAGUAUGACAUUCUCAAUUUUUGGAAUUUCCCAGAAGGACUUAGACUUCGGGUGAAAGUAGGAGAAUUUUCCCCUCAUGCUCCACUUAAGCUACAAUUGUCUCUUUCUGAGGACAUGAUAGAGUGGGCCACUGGAAUUAUACAGACUCCACACUCUGUCUGCAGUGAGAGUUGCCGUCCUGGAUUCAGGAAAUCCCCGCAGGAAGGAAAGGCUGCCUGUUGUUUUGAUUGUACCCCUUGCCCAGAGAAUGAGAUCACCAAUCAGACAGAUAUAGAACAGUGUGUGAAGUGUCCAGAUCAUCAGUAUGCCAAUGCUCAGAGAAAUCACUGUCUACAAAAGUCUGUGACAUUUCUGGCUUAUAAAGACCCACUGGGAAAAACCCUGGUUGUCACAGCCCUGAGCUUCACUAUUCUCACAGCUGCUGUUCUUGGGCUCUUUGUGAAGCACCAAGACACUCCUAUUGUCAAAGCCAACAACCGGGCUCUCAGUUACUGUAAGAAAUUCUCUUACAUUGUCAUUACAUGGCAGCUUGGCAUGAAGUGUGGUCAGGAGGCAGUGACCUUUGCGGAUGUGGCUGUGAACUUCACUGUGGAGGAGUGGGCUUUGCUGAAGCUGUCCCAAAAGAAGCUCUACAGAGAUGUGAUGUGGGAAACAUUUAUGAACAUGGUUGCUAUAAUACAUGACAGAAGCCACACUGCAGAAAAAUCAUAUGUAUGUAAGCAGUGUGGGAAAGCAUACAGUACAUGGCAGUGUUACCAAAUACAUAACAGAAGGCAUGCCGGAAAGAAAACCAAUGUGUGUGAGCAAUGUGGAAAAGGGUUUUCUUCUAACAUUUCACUUUGUAAACAUAAAAAAAACCAUACUCAGGAGAAACCCUACAUAUGUAAGCAAUGUGGGGAAGCAUUCAGUACUCACCGGCAUUGUCAAAUACAUAAAAGAAUGCACACUAGAGAGAAGGCUUAUGUAUGUAAGCUCUGUGGGAAAGCUUUCAGUACACAAACUCGUUGUCAAAGACAUGAACGAACUCACACUGGGGAGAAACCCUAUGUAUGUAAGCAUUGUGGGAAAGCUUUCACUGCACACUCUCAUUGUCAAAUACAUGAGCGAACUCACACUGGGGAGAAACCCUAUAUAUGUAAGCAUUGUGGGAAAGCAUUCAGUACAUGUGGUUCUUGUAAAAUACAUGAGAGAACUCACACUGGGGAGAAGCCCUAUAUAUGUAAGCAUUGUGGGAAAGUUUUCAGCAGUCACAGUUACUGUCAAAUACAUGAAAGAAUUCACACUGGGGAGAAACCCUAUGUAUGUAAGCAUUGUGGGAAAGCAUUCAGUGCAUGUGGUUCUCGUAAAUCACAUGAAAGAACUCACACUGGGGGGAAACCCUAUUUACGUAAGCAUUGUGGGAAAGCAUUUGGUACAUGUAGUACUCGUAAAACACAUUAA